UCAAUCAGUAGCAGGUGUAACAACCUCAAAUUCAAUUGGAUUAACAUCAUUGAAUACAAUAGGUCAAUCUGUUGGGGGUCUUACAACUGCUUCAACCAGUCAAUCAUCAAUAGGUUUAACAACUGCAUCAACUACCCAAUCAUCAAUCGGUGUAACAACUGCCUCAACUAGUCAAUCAUCACUCGGUGUAACAACUGCAUCAGCUAGUCAAUCAUCAAUUGGUGUAUCAACUGCUUCAACUAGCCAAUCAACAAUUGGUGUAUCAACCACAUCAACAGGACAGAGUGUAGGUGGUUACUCCACAUCAAGUGGAAUCCUAUCAGGAUACUUUGGUUCAUUAACUUCCUCUAAAACCUCAACAAGUACAACAACAGGAUCAGCUGGUGGAUCCACCUCAAACUUUUUAUCAGGAGUUAUUUCUGGUUUAACAACUUCAAAAACAACCGGCUUAACUAGUUUUAUGGGUAUUAGCUUCGAACAGGUUGAUAUAGAUAAACCAAAAGAAAUAAAUCAAAUAUCAAUUAAAAAAUCAGAACAAUCUCCAGCUUUUAUAAAAGAUACUAAUGAAAAAGAAAUAGAAAAUGAAAACUAUGGUAUAAAUAAUGUCGAACAAUUAAAUAAUAAUAAUAAUAAUAAUAAUAAUAAUAAUAAUAAUAAUAAUAAUAAUAAUAUAAAUGAAAUAUAGAUAUAAUUAUCUAUAAUAAAAAAUAUAGAAAAGAUUAAAGAAAACCAUAUUUAAUUUAAAGAAUGUGAUAAAAACGAAAAAUGACGAAAUAUAAUUUAUUUACAAAACAAUUAAAAUAUAAAUAAAAUAAAAAUAGUAUUUUUAUU
Dictyostelium purpureum is the source of this 831-nucleotide messenger RNA. RefSeq lists its product as uncharacterized. The record is from RefSeq and is a predicted model, not a curated record. The coding region runs from base 461 to 685 and encodes 74 amino acids. NCBI's taxonomy places the organism in Eukaryota, Evosea, Eumycetozoa, Dictyosteliales, Dictyosteliaceae. The transcript has a single exon.